Messenger RNA from Dichomitus squalens LYAD-421 SS1, 3078 nucleotides. RefSeq lists its product as uncharacterized. Gene Ontology annotation, molecular function: DNA binding; DNA-binding transcription factor activity, RNA polymerase II-specific; zinc ion binding. The record is from RefSeq and is a predicted model, not a curated record. Bases 200 to 2971 code for a protein of 923 amino acids. The transcript is spliced from 15 exons. NCBI's taxonomy places the organism in Eukaryota, Fungi, Basidiomycota, Agaricomycetes, Polyporales, Polyporaceae. Gene Ontology annotation, biological process: regulation of DNA-templated transcription; DNA-templated transcription.
CUUCUUCCUCCUCCCACUUAUAACUUGGCCUGAGGCAGUUCACGAUCCUACGGUAGCAUCACUCCUACACCUGUCGGUGAUCGAUUGAGCCUACGUGGCCAUCUCGCUGCAAAGCCUUAGAAGCGCACGGGACCGACUCUACAGUCAUAACGCUUCACCAACGCGUCCGUAGUCGACACAGCGCGCUUAGGAGCCACCUAUGUCAUCCCAGGAGGAGGAGCUCUCGCCGCCCCACGUCUCGGAACCCGAGCAGGCGAAGCGGAAGAAGAAGCAGAGGGCUUGCGACUACUGCAGACGCAAGAAGAGCAAUGGGGCAGAGAUGCCAGACCAUCGCUGCUCACGGUGCAUUCAACAAGAUCUAGAGUGCACCUAUGAGCCUAUCAAUACGCGUCCUCCCAGCAAAAGCUAUGUUCAGAUCCUCGAGAACCGCCUGCAGAACAUGGAGAAGCUGUUCGCCCAGCUCCAUCCCAAUGUCGAGAUACCGAAGGAUUUUGACGGCACUCUGGAAUCUGCACACUGGCGGAUAGCACCUGCGCUCACCCAGGCGAGCCCCUCGCCGCGUUCAUCUAUCAGUGUGGCGGGUGUUUCCCCGUUGCCUGUCGACUCUCCAUCUCCCGCCGACGAGGAUGAACUGGACACUAGCGAGGAUGAGCGUGAAGCCAAGAGGAAUAUCCUUGAGAGUCUCAAGCGGAUCACAAUCCCAGCUCACACAGGCGCAAUGCGGUAUCAUGGAAAGUCGAGCAACUUGAUGUUCCUCCAGAGCAUAAUCAAGCAAAAGUACCCGCGCUCCGAUCGCCCAAGAAGUGAGCCCAUGCAAGACAUACAACAGUAUCUCAAAGACAAUCCUGCGGAUUUCACGUUUUUCAAUACGGCUCCAAAAGAUAGGGAGGAGAGGCCGCUGAUGUGCGACUUCCCGGAACCUGAUCUCAUGGACAAAGUCGUCGACGGCUUCUUCGAGAACGUCAACGUCUACCUUCCACUCCUACACAAACCGACACUCCAGAACAAGAUCGAGGAUAGCCUACACCUUCGCGAUGGGCUGUUUGGAGCGGUAGUACUCCUUGUCUGCGCGAACGGUGCGCUCUGGGUUGACGAUCCACGGUUGGAGACGGACGAUGGCAAUGUGCCCGGUUGGAAAUGGUUCAUGCAGGUGGACACAGUGCGAUGGUCGAUCCUUGCCCGGCCGAAGUUGGAAGACAUCCAGGCAUGCGCUCUCACCGCGGCGUUCCUCGCAUCGUCGAAUCGGCCGCAAGGAAGCUGGACGGUCAUUGGCCUCGGUCUUCGAAUGGCGCAAGAUGUUGGGGCUCAUCGAAAGAAGAUGUACGCAACGACUCCCAACGUAGAAGAUGAGUUGUGGAGGCGUGCCGUGUGGGCCUUGAUCACUAUGGAUCGCAUGGCGAGCUUCGGCUUGGGUCGUCCCUGUGGGCUCCACGAUGAGGACUUCGAUCUCGACUUGAUGACAGAGGUCGACGACGAAUACUGGCUGAAUCCUGAUGCAGCACUAGCAUUCAAGCAGCCAGAGGGGAAGCCUUCGAAGAUCGCUUUCGCAAACUGCAUCAUUCGUUUGCAAAGGAUCCUUGCUUACGCCUCGCGGACUAUUUACUCAAUCAACAAGUCCAAGCAGACGCUUGGUUAUGUCGGACCGGAAUGGGAACAGCGGACAGUCGCGGAGCUAGACUCUGCACUUAACAAAUGGCUCGACACCGUUCCCGAACAUCUGAAAUGGGAUCCAAAUCGCCAGGACGAAUUCUUCCUGAACCAGUCAUGCACGUUAUACGCCAAUUAUUACCUGAUGCAGAUUUGCAUACACCGCCCUUUCAUUCAACCGAACAAGAGUAGCCGACUACCGUUCCCCUCGCUGACGAUUUGCACGAACGCGGCUCGUUCUGCGAUACACGUGAUGGACACCCAGUUCCAGAAGUCUGGCAAGCCUUUGGUACUAAAUCGACUGCCUCUGUUUACCUCCGGUCUUGUGCUGCUAUUGAAUCUGUGGGGUGGGAAGCGGUCGGGUCUGUCCAAUGAGAAGACCAUGACAGACGUGCACAAGUGCAUGCAGAUGUUGAAACAUCUGGAGCGGCACACCUAUGGAGCACGUAGGUUACGGGGUGUUCUCAAUGGACUCAUCUCUAUAGGAGAGUUUCCUCCCCCCGGGGGAUCUCACUUUACUGCGGUCGGGAAGCCUGACAUCGGUAACCUUAUUGGGACAAUAUUCGCCAACGACGCGGUGCAAGCUCCCAGAGACACGAAAAUUCGUGCCAAUGCUCCUGCUCUACAUAAGGCGGACGACGCUCGCAGAACUGGUCUCUCCCCAUAUUACUACUCCAAGCCGCCGAUAACCGCUACUUCACCUGCAACGUCAUCGCCUUCCAACUCCGCGCCCACCCUAGCUUCGAACCCUGCUACGAACAGUGCCGCGCCCAUGGACAUGUCCUUCGAACUUCCGCUCCGUACGGAAGAUUUGGGAAGGGUCCCGUUCCACUACGGAUUUAGCUCUCCGUUCGCCAAUGGAACUUCACACGAGCUUCAACUUCCCUCAUACGUGCAACAGCAACCGCUGACGUAUUACCCGGACCCCCAUCAGCACGAGCAACUCGCUUCCGCAACCAUUCCUCUAUCUGACGGCGGUAUAGGUGGCUCAGUUCAGCAGAUACCCUUGAACGGAAACAAUUCCGGGCCCGCCACAUUUGAGAUGUCGUUAGCAGAGUAUAGUCAAUUGCUAGCUGCGAUGUCUGUGUCGGCUCCGUCCCCUCCAGAAACCAACGGGCAACAGAUGUAUCCACAAGGGCUACAGCAGUCGACGGCUACUGCUGGGAGCAAUGCAGAUACUGAUGUGUCUAUGAUGUUCGAGGAUAAUAUGGCGGAGGUGUGGUCUUCUGCGCCUGCGUCGCUUGAAUGGGGCGACUGGGGAGAGUAUCUUAACAGCAUAAGUGGGAUGAACUACACGUUCACUAACCCACCUCAAGGGUUUUAAGACCAUCGACUAUUAUAGUAAUGGAUCUAAUUCGAUGUACACCAGGAGCCGUCCUAAUACCUCUUGUAUAGAUAUGCGUAAGCUACAUACCAGAUUCCUACUCAUGC